This is a messenger RNA of Beta vulgaris subsp. vulgaris (sugar beet), 1072 nucleotides long. Its product is annotated as 40S ribosomal protein S3-1. Gene Ontology annotation, biological process: translation. Gene Ontology annotation, cellular component: nucleus; cytosolic small ribosomal subunit. NCBI's taxonomy places the organism in Eukaryota, Viridiplantae, Streptophyta, Magnoliopsida, Caryophyllales, Amaranthaceae. Gene Ontology annotation, molecular function: RNA binding; structural constituent of ribosome. The record is from RefSeq and is a predicted model, not a curated record. The transcript is spliced from 5 exons. The coding region runs from base 133 to 852 and encodes 239 amino acids.
AUUCAUCCUCUUAAAUAUAUACCCCCAUCGCAGCUCUUCCACAAAAAUUAGGGUUUUAGUUUUCUAGGGUUUCAUCUUCUCGCUUGUUUUCUCUCCCUCUCUCACUUUCUCUCUCCUCAGAUCUCUGCAAUCAUGGCGACUCAGAUGAGCAAGAAGCGAAAGUUUGUCGCUGAUGGAGUUUUUUACGCUGAAUUGAAUGAAGUUUUCACAAGAGAACUUGCUGAAGAUGGUUACUCUGGUGUUGAAGUUAGGGUUACUCCUAGCCGUACUGAGAUCAUCAUACGCGCUACUCGCACUCAGAAUGUUCUCGGUGAGAAAGGAAGGAGAAUUAGGGAGCUGACUUCGAUUGUGCAGAAAAGGUUCAAGUUUCCAGAAGACACUGUUGAAUUGUAUGCUGAGAAGGUUAACAACAGAGGUCUUUGCGCUAUUGCUCAGUGUGAAUCUCUCCGUUACAAGCUUCUUGGUGGUCUCGCUGUUCGUAGGGCUUGCUAUGGUGUUCUCAGGUUUGUCAUGGAAAGUGGAGCAAAGGGUUGUGAGGUGAUUGUUAGCGGGAAACUGAGGGCACAGCGUGCAAAAUCCAUGAAGUUCAAGGAUGGUUAUAUGAUUUCUUCUGGUCAACCUGUUGUUGAGUACAUUGACUCAGCUAUUCGUCACGUCCUUCUGAGACAGGGAGUGCUUGGUAUCAAGGUUAAGAUCAUGCUCGACUGGGAUCCUAAAGGAAAGAUGGGACCCCAAAAGCCAAUCCCUGAUGUUGUUACCAUCCACCCACCAAAGGAUGACGAAGUCUACAGAGCUCCAGCUCCUGUUCAAGAAGUUGAGCUUGUAGAGCCUAUUCCAAUUCCUGUCGCUUAAGGAGAUUUAUUAGGCUAGUUUACAGACCCUUUUUUCUUUCUCUGGGAUGGAUUGUUUACGCUAGACUUCAUACAAUGACCCUGUUUAACCCUCCAGUGGGUUUUGUGCGUUGUCUUUCUUUUGUUAAUUGUUUAUCAAAAGUUUUGUAGUUCCCAUGAGCUUGACGUAAGUAUUUUGGUUUUACAUUUUAUAAUUCCAGUUAUCCUGAACUUUGCGAUAA